This is a messenger RNA of Scomber japonicus (chub mackerel), 1356 nucleotides long. RefSeq names its product glial cells missing transcription factor 2 (gene gcm2). Gene Ontology annotation, biological process: regulation of transcription by RNA polymerase II; gliogenesis. Lineage: Eukaryota; Metazoa; Chordata; Actinopteri; Scombriformes; Scombridae. Bases 1 to 1356 code for a protein of 451 amino acids. Gene Ontology annotation, cellular component: nucleus. The transcript is spliced from 8 exons. The record is from RefSeq and is a predicted model, not a curated record. Gene Ontology annotation, molecular function: RNA polymerase II cis-regulatory region sequence-specific DNA binding; DNA-binding transcription activator activity, RNA polymerase II-specific.
AUGUCUCGUGCGGAGGAGCGCGAGGACCCGGACUGCGUUUGUUCUGUCGGGAUGAAGCUCACGUGGGACAUCAACGACCCCAAACUGCCGCAGGACACGAAGCAGUUCGACCCGUUUCAGGAAUGGACCGACGGAUACGUCCGCUACAUCUACAGCGCGGAGGAUAAGAACGCCCAGCGGCACCUGUCCGGCUGGGCCAUGAGGAACACCAACAACCACAACUGUCAGAUCCUCAAGAAGUCCUGUUUGGGCGUAGUGGUCUGUUCUCGAGGCUGCUCGCUGCCCGACGGAUCCAGACUGCAGCUCCGCCCCGCCAUCUGUGACAAGGCCCGGCAGAAACAGCAGAAGAAGCUGUGUCCGAGCUGUAACGGAGGUCUGGAGCUGCUGCCGUGUCGCGGUCACAGCGGUUACCCCGUCACUAACUUCUGGAGGGUCGACGGGAAGGCCAUCUUCUUCCAGGCUAAAGGAGUCCACGAUCAUCCCAGACCAGAGUCCAAGUCUGAGACAGAAGCCAGAAGAAGUUCAGUGAAGAGACGAGUCAGCUCGCCUCCGUUCCCGCCAAAGAGACGACUCAUCGAAACACAGGCUCUGGGUCCGGCCCUGCUGUCCUGCGUGGAGCCGUCAGACCGGAUCUCUUUCAUGGAGCCAAACUUCCCGCAGCAUUACCCAGCAUUCCAGAGUCCGGACCCCUACUACAACCCCCACAAUCCACUGGGGGAGGCCACACCCACACUGCAGAAACCAGCCAAUCCCAGGCUCUACAUGGGCCGGCCCAGCUACGAGUUCCAAGGAUACCUGACCUCGCCGUCGUAUCCUGUGACCUCUGACCUCUGCGACCCCAGGGUGGCUCCCGUCCUCGGCUCCUCUUCCUCCUCCUCUUCGGCGUCGGUUCCUCUCUCCUCCUCCUCCUCUUCCUCCUACGAUCCUCAAACCAAAGCGGGCUGGAAGGAGCUGCUGAAGAGCUCCGCCCCCUACGGAGACAACCACCACUACUACAGCACCGAGUACCCCUGCCGUUACCCCAGCAACCCCCCAGGGUCCCCCGCAGCGCUGCAGACCAUCAUCACCACGACGACCAAGGUCUCCUACCAGCCGUGUCCCAAACCUCCAGGCGGCCUCCCGUCCUACCAGCCCUGCGCUCCUCCCAAACCCCCCGGCCUCCCCGGCUGCUCCUCCCUGCUGGACGACACCUCCUCCCCCUCCUACUCCACGGAGGUGAAGGUGACGGAGGAGUCGGGUGGAGUCAUCAAGUCUCUGUCGUUCCAGCCUGAACCUCUACAGACCAAAACGGAGAGGAGCGACGGCUACGACUACCGCUACGCCUACCCCAACACGUACCGCUACGACGACUACUGA